GGCUCCUCGACAACCUAAGGUACUUUAGGGUGCGCAGCAAGGGAUCCUUUUUGCCAAGUGGUGUCCUGCCGCGCUAUUAAAGAGAGGAUCUUCCACUUCCUACCUGCCUACAUUCCCAAUCCCCAAGAUUCGGUUGUCCUCCGCACUCAGCACUAUCGCCAAGCUUUAGGACUGCAAUCUCCUUUUCACCUUCGUGUAGAAGUCAUGAAUCACGAUGCUGAGUUCGUACGGCGCUUUACACAGCAAGAAGCCCAGAAAAGGGCCACAAAACGACCAGCGGCCCUCACAGCCAAGCAGCGUGCAACUCUGCGCAAGCAGCUCAAGGACACCCAGCUCCUAAAGCCCAACUAUGCCGACAGCACCAAAAGCAACAUCUCCGGAUUGUUGCGAAAAUGGAAGAGCUACUGCAAAGCUGCCGAGAGGUCAGGAACCUGGCAAGAUGUAAUCAAGGAAGUAGACCGAGAUACGGUAAUGGAUUUCCUUGAAUACCUAUGUCAAACUGGCAAAAUCCAGUCUCAAGGGACUUCGUGGGAAUACUUCCGCCAAUUUAAGCAGCUAUAUGCAACUGUCACUCGCCGUGAUAUGGUUAAGCAAGACACCAGGGAGAUCAAGAAGUGGCACGAUACUGUCUUAGUACGUCGUUAUAAGUUACGGGCGCCCUGCAUCCAUGGCAAGGACGUUGCCGACUCGAAUACCUUGCUGGUUAUGUUGACCUUCAACAUCAAAUACGAUACUGGCGUCUUCCCCAACGAGAGACAUCGUGUCCAGCUAUUGGGGUGCAACCAAGGUCUCGCGUUCACGGGGGCUCGACCAGCUGAGUUUGUUGAUGGCGAGAAAAAGAGCAGAAAAGACGGGUGCCUGGACGAAAUUUUCCCCUGCGAGGCUAUCGGUGGGCACUCCAACAACGAGGAUGAGGGAAUUGAUGAGGACUCUAGGCUUCUGGAGAACCUGAUCUUACAGGAAACUGCAAACCGCGGACGUCCAAAAGCGCUUUGCUAUGAGGAUAUCCUACUUAUGGUCGUGAAGCACCCGGAGACUGGAGAGGACGUUCUAGCCAUGUCUAUCAAGUUUAUACAUCACAAAGGUGCAGACAACAAACCGAAGCCGACCAUCUUCUUUUUCACUCCUACAAGGAGGUUGAUCUUCUGUUUCAUUACUGUCAUCGUUAGCCUGGCUGUAUACGAUGGUGCGUUUGCUGCGUCGAAGUUCACAAGCGUUAGAGAAGUAUUUCAGGCCAAAAACCGGGGACCAGUAAAAUGCACGCCCUUCCGCUGGAAAGAAGAAUGGCUUAAGCGGCCCGUUUUCCGCCAAUUCGAUGACUCCGUUUUGGAAGGUGGACUCGAAGACCCCAGUUGCCCCCAAUAUCAGCCACUUCCCUACCACAAGCUAAGAGACGACAUGGCACGCCAAUCGCUUGAUGCUGGAUUUGAGAAGGCAAUCGAACCAAAGGCCUGGCGUAGAGGAGCGGCAAAUGCAGCCAACGGCAACGCCUCUGAUGCCGUCCGCGAUCAGAUGAUGCGCCAUGACCCCAGGUGGGCUACCUUCAACAGUGCAUACAUCAAUGAGAAGGUCAGCUUCCACCUCCAAAACGCAUUCCUGGCCGAGCCGACCGAGGAUAGCCUUCUUGCAAUGCUCUCGCACAUAGGCCAUAUGCGCGACCCUCGUGCGCGCAAGGAUAUGGUCCCCGAUGAGGUCUGGGAGAUGUUGCCACCCGAUCCAGAGAUUGUCGCGCUAGAGACCGAGAGGGCGCGACUCAAGGGCGGCCAAUACCGGAUCAAAGGGACAGAAAACGAGGAACGGGUACGGGAACUCACUAGAUUAAUCGCCACUAAGGAGGCACAGCGGAAGAAUGCCUUCCGGCGAGCUUACCGGGAAAAUUACUUUCACCACCGCCCGACCUGGGACAUGGAAGCUAACGGAGACGAGGAAGAGGAUGAAUACGUCGAGCCUGCUAUCGACCUACAUAUACCCGAGCGCGCCCAGCUCGCGAAGAUCCUCUGUAGCCAACCGGACAAUCUCACUUCCGCGGAGCUACUCGAACUCCGUAUCAAAGCGGCUGAGCUAAUGGUUACCCUAUGCAGCAAACGGGAGACUGUGAAGCGAAACCGCGUCCAAUCAAGGGCGCGGAUGGACUUUGCCGUAAAGGAAUCGUCUCCUAAGUUGGACCCCUUUCCCCUUCUACUGGACAAGAAGCAAUGCCCACGCUGUAUCGGGGACGAGACCCUAUCCUAUGAGGAAAGGACGUUUAAGUAUUGUCGGCCUGCAGUGAUGUACGACCACUUCAAUAGGAAUCAUGCGAGGCAACUGGACAGCGCGAAGCAGAUACUGUGUAAUCACCCUAAGUGUAGAAGGGAGGGUCUCGAGUUCAAACACUUGGACCAUUUCAAGAAUCACAUAGAGAGGGUCCAUGGUGUUAGGCUGCGGGGGUGUAGGCUGCGGGGGUGAAUGGGGUCAUCUGCUUAGGGAACUGGGAGCAGCGAGCCCUCAGGGGACCCAGUGAUCGUAUAUAGCAUAGUUAGUUGUUUCAGAAGUUGUAUAUUGACGGUACACGAGGGGACGGAGCAGGUUUGGGGAUCUGUAUGAUCUAAAAUAUCGUGGACCGGCUCUUUCUUUGGUUUGAUGGCUUCACUUACGUACGAAGGUAGAAAUUAUGAACAAACUGAAAUUUCUCAACUAAG
Molecule: messenger RNA, 2678 nt
Organism: Canariomyces notabilis
Lineage: Eukaryota; Fungi; Ascomycota; Sordariomycetes; Sordariales; Chaetomiaceae
Product: FluG domain-containing protein
Exons: 5
Coding region: 205-2445 (746 amino acids)
Source: RefSeq, a predicted model, not a curated record